GGGCCGAGGGAAGCGGGCCCUUAGCAACGGGGCGAAGCUUCGCCGGGAGGGAGCGGCGGAGGCGCCAUGGCUCGCCAGAGCCCCGAGCCCUCCAUGGGCAGGCACAGGCCGGCCUCGGAGCUGACUCAGGACAUUUCCCAUCUGCUGGCAAGUGUCUUUAAGCAAAUGUAUACUUCAGAGUUCAUAGCAGCAAACACAGUGGAAAAUAUGAUCAAAUCCCGUGGAGGAGACAAUUCCCACCAUGAGCAGUUUGUGAAAGAGUUGCAAAAGGUCCACAAGGAAUAUAAUGGUCGGCUGACGGAAGCAGACAUGCUAGAAAGGCACAUCAUCCAGGCAAGGGCCCGAGCCGCAGCGGAAGAGGAAAGGAUCGUGAACUUAUGUCAAAUGGAGGUUCCAGAGAACUACUCUCAUAUUAAAAUGCCACCAGUGAGAUCUACCUUCAGAUGGUGUGUGGAUAGCAAGCUUCUUAAAGACCAUAAUUUAAUCUGCCCUGAAGAUUAUAUCACGGACCCAGAAAUAAUUUCCCGAGCACCUAAAGAUUCAUCGGAGCCUGGCUACUUGCAAGAGAUACUUAGCUUCAAGCAGCGUAUUUCUAACAAACCGAAUUCUCCUGGAGUUGGGGAAAGCCAGCGUGUUAACAAGAUUCUGGAAAAUCUACCAGAAGUAUCAUUAUCCAGCAUUACGUUUGAGUCUUCACCUUCUGCUAUUCCGGAUAAAUUGAGGAAAACACUUUCUAAGAAGAAGGAUCGUCCCUCGCAAAAAUCAGCUUGGAAGAAUGACAUGUCCCGACCCCAAAGACAAAAAGACCGCGCUUACCUCCAGAGGCUGGAGGACCGCCACAACUUCCUGAAGAACCCACGCUUUUUCCCGCCUAACUCUCUUUGUGGUGGCAAAUCCUUGAUCUUGCCUCAGAAGAAGGUGCAGCGAAUGAUCGCAGGAAAGAAAAGGAUCACGGUGGAAAGCGAUUCCCAGUCUGUGCCUGUCUUUCUAGCAAACCCACCAGCUGUUGUGUUUUCUUAUUAUGAAGUUGGGCAGGUUUAUGAGAUGACCGUAGAGUUACAGAACAUGACUUCAACGUCUCAGUGUCUUAGAAUAAUUCCUCCAGCUACCGAUGCCUUUUCCAUUGGGCUGGGACACUUUCCAGGCGAAGGAGGACUCGUCGCCCCCGGAAUGAGUUGCUACUACGUGGUCCAGUUUAUUCCAGAAUACCUGUCAGAUUACAAGGAUUACAUACUAGUAGAGUCACAAACAACCUACCCGCUGCUGGUCCCUUUGGAAGGCCGAAGGCCACCUCCCAUCUUAACGUUGCCUCACAUUUUGGACUGCGGGCCUUGCCUUGUGGGCGGAGUGAAAUUUACAGAAUUCCUGUGCAAAAAUGAAGGGUCCAGCAUUGGGAAGUUCUGCAUAAUGCCAAAGCAUAUCUGGCCACCUCCUCACUUCCGGGCCGUUGCCACUUUAGGUUACGUCGAGCAAGAGCCGUUCGGGAUCAGACCUGCUGUUUUUGAGCUAGCUCCAGGCCAGUCUACGUUAAUUGAGGUUGUGUUCAUGCCCACUGUGCCCGAAGUGGUGUCAGUGAAGUAUAUCCUCAUUUGUGACAAUUGCCAAACCAACGACCUUACUGUGACAGGACUCGGGCAGCUGAUAGCUCUGAAGCUUUUGUCUGUUACUGGAGGAGAAAGCAGCCCUAUGCCCGGCGAGCUUGUCGAUGUGACAGCGCAACACCUUGUGCGCUUUGGUUCUUUGAAUCCCAAAUCUAAGGCAGAGAAAACUCUGGUUCUAAGAAAUCUGACCCACGUGGAUUUCCCUUUUUUCUGGCAGAUAAUGAAGCCCAAUCUGCAGGCAUCAGUGUUGGAAGGAAAAGCGGACCUGACAAAGAUAAAGUACAACUUGGAGACGGAGUCUGCUUUCUCUGUGACUCCUGCCAUGGGGGUUCUGCACCCCCAUAGCAAUCACUCGUUUACUCUCUCUUACCAUCCAAAGGAGCCAAAGUCGUAUCACAGCGUGCUUCAGAUUGUGCUGGAAGAUAUCCCAGAGCUACCUGACCCUCAAAAACGGGAGCAGUACGAAAGCGGAGAAAGGCGUCAAGAAGACGUGAUUGCUUUGGAAAUAGACGUCAAAGGCGAUACGGAACCCUUCCAGAUCCUUUUGGAGCCCUAUGCCAUGAUCAUCCCAGGAGAAAACUACAUUGGUGUAAAUGUUAGGAGAACAUUUAGCAUGUACAAUAACAGCAAAUCGUCCAUCAGGUUUACAUGGGAGAAAAUAAGUGAUUGCGACAUAGUUGAAGUUGAACCUUAUUCCGGAAAAUUAGGGGUAAAUGAAUUCCAAGAGUUUGAGUUCACCAUUACUGGAGGGAAACCUGGGCAUUCCUGCCAUGAUCUGCAGUGCAAAAUCACUCACUCCAAAGAGCCCGUUGUAUUGCACGUGGAAGCCGACUUUAAGGGACCUGUUCUUUCCAUUGACGUCCCAUCCUUUGACCUGGGCCUGCUUAAACUGGGAGAAAAAGUGCGGUUCACGUUUCAGAUAGAAAAUCUAAGUCAGCUGCCAGGGAAGUGGAAAAUUCAGGAAAGCCCUGCUUGCUUAGCGGAAAGAAAUGAAGAGACCUCGCCAUUCAAAUUUCAGCCACGUGGUGGAGAAUUGUAUCCUCUCGGCAAGUGCAAGGUCUCUGUUUUGUUCACAUCAUACAUGUGUCAACGUCUUAAGACCGUGUUAGAGAUGGAGGUGGAAAAUGGAGUUGGAAGUCACAUCCUUGUUUUUGUGGAAGUCCAGACUCCCCACGUCUGCCUGCUGUCGAGUCAUUUGCAUUUUGACCUCUCGGUUGGAAUCCCCGCGGAAGCAACCGUUCAUCUUUUUAACCAGACGCUGCUCCCGUCGCGCUUCCAGUGGGGCGAGCUCCUUGGAAGCCAAGCUUCUUCCUGCGAGCUCAGCAUCUCUCCCGAAAGUGGCACUUUGGGUCCCAACGAAACGAAGGAAUUGCGUGUGGUGAUAACUACGAAUGUUAAGGAGAAACUGAGUGACCUUGCCCUGUGCUGUAGCAUCGAAGACAUGUUGGACCCCCUAUUUCUGGCAAUUUCUGGUGAAGUUAAGGGGCUCAGAAUCACCUACUCCAUACCUUCUGACAGUGUUGAGGAGCAAAAUUCGGAAUCUUCUCAAGAUCUGAUGCUAGACUUCGGCUUGGAAGUGGCAUUGAAAAGUGUGAUAAAACACCAGCUAAUAAUUACCAAUCACUCCGAGUUAGCUGCUCUGUUCUCCAUAGUGGUUGAGUAUUUCAGCCAACCAGCUCCACUUCCCUCAGAUGAACAGGGCCAAGAUGGCUCCUCCAAAGCUGUCGUGGAAACCACAAGACGAAUAACGAGGCAGGCUGCAAAGAGGAAACAAUCAGCCUUCAGAGCUGCCAUGCUAUCUCACGGAAAGGGAGCGACUUUCCACGUACACCCCUCUGAGGGGAUCCUGAAGGCCUUCGAGGAGCUUGUGGUCAAUAUAACGGCUUAUAACAACAUGUGGGGGCAAUACCAGGACACCCUCAUCUGUAAGGUGGGGGAAUCAGAGCCAAUGUUGAUCCCCAUCCAAAUGACUGUGAAAGGCUGCCCAAUCUUCUUGCAGAUGACAGGACCCAGCCACCCAAUGCCAACGCCUGUAAUCAGGUUUGGGGCCCACAUCUCCGGAGGGGAUACAGUCUCGCGGUACGUCCGGCUCAACAACCCCACUCCCUUUGACAUCCGAAUGGACUGGGAAAGCUAUAACCAGGAUAAAGAUGACGACAAGCUGGUGGACCUCUUGGUCUUCUACGGAGCUCCUUUCCCUGUUAGAGACCUUGACGGCAAUGAGAUUGAAGUCCUCUGGGAGACUGAAACACCCCCGGAGAAAGUGCCUUACGCUGCAGGAUCUCUCAAGGAGAACCCGAAUCUGGGUGCAAUUUUGGAGGACGACGAAGGAGGAGGAGGAGGAAGCAGCAGCAGCAGUAGCAGCAGCGAUGACUCUUGGCAACCGACCGUCCUCAAGAAAAUAAUCUCGGUGGUCAUCCGGCCCCACGAGGGGGUGCCCUCCGACUACCCUUUCUGCAUCACUCCCAAGCAAGUGGUGGUCCCUUCAGGUGGUGCUGCUGCCAUCCACAUUUCCUUCACUCCGCUGAUGCUGCCAGAGAUCAUCAACAAGUUUGAAUGUGAAGGUUUUGCCCUUGGCUUCAUGAGCCUGGAUAGCAGGAUGGUUCGGAACGUCCCUGGGAAAGUGACUCGUGGAGACGGCUAUGCCGUUGCGCCUCUGCGGAUUGACCUGCAAGCGUUUGUCAAGCCGGCUUUGCUAACUGCUGAGAUGGAUUAUGAGAGCGGAUUGGUGUUUCACGCUCUGGCCAGCGCCCUUAUCCCAGACGAGCCCCUCAUGGGCGUACUGACACAGUCAGCCACAACCCUUAACCUGAAGCUCACCAACAACACAGAGACUCCUCUGUCCUUCAAGCUGGUUUUGACGACGCCCUUCUCCGUGUCUGGCGUAGACCCCAAGAAGAAUCUGAAGAUACCCCACAGUGACAGUGAAAACGGGGAGCAGCACCUUUUACUCUAUCCUCUGGAAAAUAUGCUGGUAAAGGUGUCAUUCCACACAUCUCUGGAGUUACUAACCUACCAACAUCUCUCGGAAGACCAGUUCCUGCCUGGGCUUCAAGUGCUACAGCUUGAAAACGGAGACAAAAUACUAGAGUUUAAGCAAAAUCUCGUCAUUGAAUACAGUAACAAAGCAACCCAGGCAUUGCCCAUGGCUGCAUACCUCACUGUCCCAGUACUUGGGCUCUCUUGUGACACGAUUGAUUUUGAAGUCUGCCUUGUUAAUCAAACGAGGUCCGAAGCUGUCCUUGUGAUGAAUACAAGUGGAUGCAGGAGCUACUGGACAGCUUUGCUAGAUAAAAAUGAGCGGCACAAAGAACCUGAAGUGUUUUCCAUCUCCCCAAAUAACGGCGUUCUUGAAGCACAUCAAAGUAGUGUGCCUACCAAAACACUUCUGGUGGUUCGCUUCACCCCAAGGGAGGAUGUGGAAUAUCAAACCAUAAUCACAGUUGUUGGGAUGCUGGGAGAGGCACCCUGCCUGCUCUACGUCCGGGGAAAAGGAUCUUACGAUGAGAAGUAUGAAGAAAUGCGCAAAACGUAAAGCGCCCAACCAGUUUUCCAGCUAAAGCUGGUGUCGCAGGUGGCUGUAGGUAGGUUUACCUGGUUUUUGGUGAUGUAUAGUAGAAAAUAAAAGGCUGUUAUUUCUGUU
This is a messenger RNA of Podarcis raffonei (Aeolian wall lizard), 5244 nucleotides long. RefSeq names its product DLEC1 cilia and flagella associated protein (gene DLEC1). The transcript has 38 exons. The record is from RefSeq and is a predicted model, not a curated record. NCBI's taxonomy places the organism in Eukaryota, Metazoa, Chordata, Lepidosauria, Squamata, Lacertidae. Bases 67 to 5136 code for a protein of 1689 amino acids. Gene Ontology annotation, biological process: negative regulation of cell population proliferation.